Messenger RNA from Prionailurus viverrinus (fishing cat), 1068 nucleotides. It is a transcript of the gene ATOH1, whose product is annotated as atonal bHLH transcription factor 1. The record is from RefSeq and is a predicted model, not a curated record. The transcript has a single exon. Gene Ontology annotation, molecular function: protein dimerization activity. NCBI's taxonomy places the organism in Eukaryota, Metazoa, Chordata, Mammalia, Carnivora, Felidae. The coding region runs from base 1 to 1068 and encodes 355 amino acids.
AUGUCCCGCCUGCUGCACGCAGAGGAGUGGGCUGAAGUGAAGGAGUUGGGGGACCACCAUCGCCAUCCCCAGCCGCACCACCUGCCGCAGCCGCCGCUGCCGCAGCCACCUGCGACCCUGCAGGCAAGAGAGCAUCCCGUGUACCCGGCCGAGCUGUCCCUCCUGGACAGCACCGACCCACGUGCCUGGCUGGCUCCUACUUUGCAGGGCAUCUGUACGGCACGCGCCGCCCAGUACUUGCUGCAUUCCCCGGAGCUGGGUGCUUCCGAGGCUGCGGCGCCCCGGGAGGAGGCGGACAGCCGGGGGGAGCUCGUGAGGAGGAGCGGCGGCGGCGGCGGCGGCGGCAGCAGCAAGAGUCCCGGGCCAGUGAAAGUGCGAGAACAGCUGUGCAAGCUGAAAGGCGGGGUGGUGGUAGACGAUCUGAGCUGCAGCCGCCAGCGCGCCCCUUCCAGCAAACAGGUGAAUGGGGUGCAGAAGCAAAGGCGGCUGGCGGCCAACGCCAGGGAGCGACGCAGGAUGCACGGGCUGAACCACGCCUUCGACCAGCUGCGCAAUGUUAUCCCGUCCUUCAACAACGACAAGAAGCUGUCCAAGUAUGAGACCCUGCAGAUGGCCCAGAUCUACAUCAACGCCUUGUCCGAGCUGCUACAAACACCCAGCGGCGGGGAGCAGCCACCGCCGCCGCCAGCGUCUUGCAAGAGCGACCAUCACCAUCUUCGCGCCGCCGCCCCCUACGAGGGCGGCGCGGGCACCGCGACCGCUGCGGGGGCCCAGCCCGCCUCGGGAGGGGGCCCCCGGCCGACGGCACCCGGAAACUGCCGGACUCGCUUUUCUGCCCCGGCCUCCGCGGGAGGAUAUUCGGUGCAGCUGGACGCUCUGCACUUCUCGACUUUCGAGGACAGCGCCCUGACGGCGAUGAUGGCGCAAAAGAACCUGUCGCCUUCGCUGCCCGGGGGCAUCCUGCAGCCAGUGCAGGAGGAAACUAGCAAAACUUCGCCCCGGUCCCACAGAAGCGACGGGGAGUUUUCCCCCCAUUCCCAUUACAGUGACUCAGAUGAGGCAAGUUAG